Molecule: messenger RNA, 1392 nt
Organism: Mytilus californianus (California mussel)
Lineage: Eukaryota; Metazoa; Mollusca; Bivalvia; Mytilida; Mytilidae
Exons: 4
Coding region: 127-1170 (347 amino acids)
Cellular component (GO): nucleus
Source: RefSeq, a predicted model, not a curated record
CACUUAUCCAUCUGGGCCCAGUUGUUCAAAAGUGUCGUUAAAUUUAACGAUGAUUAAGCCUAACGAGUCGUUAAAUCUUAACGCAGUCGCUAACUAAUCAAUGCGUUAAAUAUUGUUGUUCAAAAAAUGUUAACGACAAUGUUACUUAACGCAGUGUUAAAAUUUAACGAUGUGAUUAAAAAAAAAAUUCCCACAAUUCUUAGAAAAAUUAAACUUCCUGUAUUAUUCAACAUGGCCGAAAAUAUGUCUGUAAAAAGUACAAGGGAGAGGAAAUUAAAUUUCACUGCUACUGAGAGCAACCUAAUAAGUGAGCUGGCUACAACCCACCUAGACCUCCUGCAGGGGAAGCAUUCCCCAGAAGUAACCAAUGCCAAAAAGCAGGAAAUGUGGCUAGACAUCACCAGCAAGGUUAAUUCCUUGGGGGUCUGCCUCAGGACAGAGACAGAGGUCAGGAACAGGUGGAGAAACCUUACCCGUGGGGCAAAACAGAAGUUUACUAAAGUGCAGAGGGAAAGGUCACAAACUGGUGGUGGUCCUCCUCCUACCCAGCCUUCCCAGGCAGAGGAUAACAUCAUAAACUGCAUGAUGGACACUGCCUCUUUCCGUGGAGUUCCCGGUGGUCAGGAAACUGCAAUUGAGGGACCAGAAGGUAGGCCCUCUUCCUUAGUAAAAAAAGCAAAAGAGAUGAAGGGUCAAAUUGAAGAAUAUCUUCAGAAUUACCAGCCAUUAAAAUCAUUGCCAAAAGUUGGAGAUAGCCUGUUGAAUGAUUAUGUUGACAACACUAAAGGCAUCUCUGAGGAAGAGAGAGAUGAAUUAACUUCAUAUCUCAGCUUGAAAUACAAAGACAUUUUCAAUAUAUCAAUCAGUUCUGACAUUCCGUCUAUGAUGCACAACACUAUAUCGUUCAUAAUCCAUCAUUCAGGAAACAAAGACCAAUUAGAACACACUUUGCAGUCCAGUGUGGAUGUGCAGUCCAGUGUGAAUGAGGAGAUGGAGGCUGUAUGGAGGAAUCGCCUGGACAUUCAUUUUAAUGCCAUCAGUGAUUCCUCAGUUCCUGCUGCAGCCCCACUGACAGUUGUUAAUGAGAUGGUACAAAACAGGACUGACCUGAAUGUUAGAUCCGAUGAACAGGAACCACCACAAAAAAUAACCGAAGAAAAAGACAGCUGAUGAUGUCUACAGUCUGCAGUGUCAAGUUUUGGAGAGAAAAUUAAUUAAAACAAACCUCCAAAUUCAGUUGUAUGAAAGACUACACAGCAAGCUUGAUGACAAUCUUACUGCUGGGUUGCUGUCUUUCAUGGAGCAGUAGAAUAUAAAGAUUCUAUUUCUAAUGUUAACCUGUUGUUUUUUUGUUUUGUUUAUCUUAAAUAUAUAUAUAUAUUUAUAUAAUGA